AGAAAUCCCAAUGAAUUACGCAUAAAUAAUUACAACCCUGAUUGUCUCUCUGCAUGGAGAGCUAACAUGGAUAUACAGUUUGUCUUAGAUGUCUAUGCAUGUGCUGUGUACAAAGUGAAUUAUAUAUCAAAAGGCCAGAAAGGCAUGAGUGAACUUUUAAGAGAGGCAUGUACUGAAGCUAGGCAAGGUAAUAAAACAAUAAAACAACAAGUAAGGGAUAUUGGAAGUAAGUUCCUCAAUAAUGUUGAGAUAAGUGCACAAGAAGCAGUGUACAUUGUGUUACAGCUUCCAAUGAGAAAAUCAUCUAGACAGAUAAUAUUUAUAAAUACAUCACCACCUAAUGAAAGAGUUGACCUAUUAAAACCAAUGGAUAAUAUUAAUGAAAUGGAUGAUGACUCUGAAGAAAUCUAUACCAGUGGUUUACUCAAAAGAUAUUCAAAGCGCCCUCUAAAACUAGAAAAUAUCACACUUGCAGACUGGGCAGCAUGGUAUGAUUGUGCUGGAAAGCCUUAUGUAAAACAAACUAAUCAAGUUGAUGUUGAUGGUCUUCCGUUAGAGAAUUUUGUUGAUGAUAAUCGAAAUGAUGAUGAUGAUACAGAAGCUCAGAAAACACCACGUAGCAAAACUAAAAAACGAGCAAAGGCUAGGAUAAUUAGAAGUGUGUGGUUUAAUAAGGAAGCUGAGCCGGAAAAAUAUUAUCGUGAACUUCUAAUGCUAUUUACUCCAUGGCGAAAUGAAGAAACUGAUAUUCUUGGUACAUUUUCAUCUUAUGAAGAACGCUAUAUGUUACUUGCCAAUGUCAUCAAUGAACAAAUGAAACAAUAUGCAGUUUGCAAUGAGGACUUUAAUGAAAUACAACAAGACAUGAAUAGAUUAGAGGAUAGAUUUGAUGAGAUAGCACCUUGUACUCAAAAUCUUGAACAACAAGACCGAGCUGAAGGUGAUCAAGACUUACAUCCUGACUUCACUGGAAACUAUAAUCUAUCAGAUGAUUUAGGAAUACCAUCAGUUGAUAAUACUGAAACACUUAUUAUGAAUGAACUGCCAGAUGAUGAAUAUAGAUGUAUGGUACAGACUUUGAAUAAAGAGCAAAAAGAAUUUUUCUAUCAUGUACUACAUUUAAUAAAAACUUCUGGUGAGGCAUUUUACUGCUUUCUAAGUGGUGGUGCAGGUGUGGGUAAAUCACAUGUCACUAAAGCCUUAUACCAAGCUGCUUUGAAAUAUUAUAACACCAGACCUGGCGUUAAUUUUGCUGAAACAAAAAUAUUUAUGUUAGCACCCACAGGGAAAGCAGCAUAUAAUAUAAAGGGCAAUACCAUUCUUAGUGCUUUAGCAGUACCAGCCUGUCAGUCAUUAAAGAACUAUAAGAAACUUGAUUCAAGUAGGCUUAAUACAUUAAGAUGUCAAAUAGGUGGACUUAAGUUGAUAUUUGUAGAUGAAAUAUCUAUGGUUGGUAAUACUAUGUUUAAUGUCCAAUUCAAUAAUAGACUUAAAGACAUCAAAGGCAGCUCGCUACCAUUUGGCGGUGUUAGUAUUGUUGCUAUAGGAGAUUUGUUUCAAUUACAACCUGUAAUGGAUGGUUAUAUAUUUAAAGACAUGGAUAACGAUGAAUAUGGUGUUCUUGCACCUAAUGUAUGGCAAGAACUUUUCAAAAUGUUUGAACUUAAAGAAAUCAUGCGACAGAGGGAAAGCAAAGACUUUGCUGAAUUAUUGAAUAGAUUAAGAGAGGGAAAUCAUACUAAAGAGGAUAUAAUCAAAUUAAAGGAAAGAAUUUUUAACCACACUAGUGCUCAGUAUCCCAAAGAUGCACCUCAUUUAUUUAUUCAAAAUGCUAAAGUCAAUGACUUCAACUAUAAAGCUCAUAAUGCUCUUCAGGGUCCAAAAUACUCUAUUAAAGCACAUGACACUGUCAUUGGAACAGAUUCGGAAGAACUUAGAGACAAAAUAUUAAAGCAAAUACCUAAAGAUCCUAGAAAAACAAAACAACUGCAUUCUGUUUUGCAUUUGGCAAUUGGUGAAAGAACAGAGAUAUCACUAAACACUAGAAAUGAUGAUGGUAUGACCAAUGGUGCUGGUAGUGUCAUAAAAUUUAUGCAAAUACAUAAAACAGACAAACCAUCAGGUAUUAUAUGGGUACAGUUUGAUCAUGCUGAUGUUGGUCAAAAAACCAGGCAUGAUAAUAGACAGCUAUAUGUCAAUGAUAUUGAACCAACAUGGACACCAAUCAAACCUAUUAGCACUCAAUUUGCUGUAGGUAGAACAAGAUCUGUACACGUGAUGAGAAAACAAUUUCCACUUAGACCUGCUGCUGCUAAAACAAUACAUAGAUCACAGGGUGAUACUGAAAGUAGAAUUGUAGUAAAUUUUUAAAACCAAAAGAGCCAUUCCUCAUAUACAUUAUGUAGGAUUAAGUAGAGUAACAACUAUAGAUGGUCUAUAUAUAACUGACUUAUGUGAAAGCAAAAUAGCUGUUAAUACUGACGUCCAAACUGAAAUGCAUCGAUUGAGAACUGAAGGAAAACUGUCACUUUCUGUUAGUCCCAUAUAUGAAGCACCGCAAGCUAGUAUUAAAAUCUGUUUUCUCAAUGCAAGAUCAUUGCACAAGCAUAUAGAUGACAUACGUCAUGACUUAAAUUACUCAAGCACUGAUGUAAAUAUUUUUUCAGAAACAAGAUUUUUUCAGCAUGAAAAUGAUGAUUCAUAUCUAUUAGAUGAUAAAAACUAUACAUUGUUCAGAAAUGAUGGUACACCAAGACAAAAUGUAAGGCCAUAUGGAGGUACAGCAGUGUAUAGCCGUCUUGACUAUUACCCAGGAUAUCCAUUUUGUAGUAAUAUACAUGGUGUAGAAAUAACUAUUUUGAGGUUUAUGAUCAUACCUCAUAUUACAAUAUUGGGAGUAUACAGCUCACCAACAGUAUCAAUAACAGAAUUAUGUAAUGCUAUGAAAGAGACACUAGACUCUCUACCAACACAAAUUAACAUUUUUAUUGGUGAUUUCAAUGUGAACUGGUUCAGUGAAUCACGCCGUGCAUCACUUUAUAACUUUUUUAUAACACAAAAUUGUUAUAGACAGCUAGUUUCAUGUAGUACAACAGACAGUAAAACCUGUAUUGACCACAUCUACACUAAUUUACCUGAAGUGCAAACAAGCUUUCAGAUUUUGGAGACAUAUUUUUCUGAUCAUAAAGCCAUUUGUGUAUUGAUAAACAGCUUCAUUAACUAAAGGCAAAAAUUGAUAAUGGAGUCUAUAAAUACAGUGCAAACAAUUUACAUUACACACUAGUUUAUUUAACAUUAGCACAUACUGAUUAUGUUCUUAUAAGACUACCGGUAUUCUGAAUAAUUAGGUACUUAUUAUAAAUAUUAUGUAUUAGAAACACAGUUAAAUACACUCAAUAGUGCAAUUGUUUAGAUACACUUUAUUUCAUUACAGAAUACCAACAUGAGCACUCCUACAACAAACCCACAACAACAACUCAACAAAGCUGACGACUCACCAGAUGUUCAACUAGAGGGUUUUGUUCAUAGCCUAAGUCCUGUUAAGCAUGCGAAAAAAAAACAGAAAACCAUACUUUGACUGUCUUGUCCAAACUGGAGAAGAUGAAAAGGUCCGUGCCGUGUGCUAUGACCCACAGCUAAGAAAAAAUCUCCUUGAACCAUACCAAAAUAAAUCACCAAUAAAAAUCACAGCCACCAAAAGAAUGGCUAGCACCAGUACCUCUGAAGAGUUCAGAAUGAC
Nematostella vectensis (starlet sea anemone) is the source of this 3739-nucleotide messenger RNA. RefSeq lists its product as uncharacterized. The transcript is spliced from 3 exons. Lineage: Eukaryota; Metazoa; Cnidaria; Anthozoa; Actiniaria; Edwardsiidae. Gene Ontology annotation, molecular function: DNA helicase activity. The record is from RefSeq and is a predicted model, not a curated record. Gene Ontology annotation, biological process: telomere maintenance; DNA repair. Bases 67 to 2370 code for a protein of 767 amino acids.